AUGGGGAAAAAUCAGGUCAGUGGGCUUACGGUGAACGGAAGCUCGGUGGGAUGGAAUCAGACGCAUCACUGUAAACUCUUGGACGGGCUCGCACCAGAUCAGCAGCAACUCUGCAAACGGAACCUUGAGCUCAUGCACAGUAUCGUCCACGCGGCCAAACUCACCAAAACCGCGUGCAGGACAUCUUUCAGCGACAUGCGAUGGAACUGCUCCUCCAUAGAGAGCGCGCCUCACUUCUCCCCCGACUUGGCCAAAGGCACUCGGGAGUCUGCGUUCGUUUUCUCUCUGGCUGCGGCUGUACUGAGUCACUCCAUAGCGAAGGCCUGUGCUUCGGGAGAGCUCCCCAGCUGCUCGUGCGCCCCUGCCCCAGCAGAACAGGCCGCUCCGGACUUCCGCUGGGGCGGUUGCGGAGACAACCUCCGCUACGGCGUACAGAUGGGUUCUGCUUUCUCAGACGCGCCCAUGAAAAACCGCCGGUCUGGAUCACAAGCUUUCCGACUCAUGCAGCUUCAUAAUAACGCUGUUGGAAGACAGGCUCUGGUCGAUGCCUUGGAGACGAAGUGUAAAUGUCACGGUGUGUCUGGCUCGUGUUCUGUGAAGACCUGCUGGAAAGGCCUUCACGACAUCAGUCACAUUGCCGCCGAGCUCAAGUCCAAAUAUUUGGCUGCCACCAAAGUGAUCCCUCGAAACGUGGGCACGCGACGGCAGCUGGUGCCACGUGAGAUGGAUGUGCGGCCCGUUCGGGACAGCGAGCUCGUCUACCUGGUCAGCUCCCCUGAUUACUGCGCACACAACUCCAGGCAGGGAUCAUACGGCACACAGGACAGACAGUGCAAUAAGACGGGCAGUGGAAGUGACAGCUGUAACCUAAUGUGUUGUGGAAGAGGGUAUAAUGCCUACAUGGAGCGCGUGGUCGAGCGUUGUCAGUGUAAAUAUCACUGGUGCUGCUACGUCACGUGCAAACAGUGCCAGCGCACCGUCGAGCGCUAUGUCUGCAAGUGA
Chanos chanos (milkfish) is the source of this 1002-nucleotide messenger RNA. It is a transcript of the gene wnt11f2, whose product is annotated as wnt 11, family member 2. Gene Ontology annotation, molecular function: cytokine activity; frizzled binding. The transcript is spliced from 5 exons. NCBI's taxonomy places the organism in Eukaryota, Metazoa, Chordata, Actinopteri, Gonorynchiformes, Chanidae. The record is from RefSeq and is a predicted model, not a curated record. Gene Ontology annotation, cellular component: extracellular region. The coding region runs from base 1 to 1002 and encodes 333 amino acids. Gene Ontology annotation, biological process: neuron differentiation; multicellular organism development; canonical Wnt signaling pathway.